AUGCCGCCACAUUUGGCAAACGGCGUCGCCAGUCCUGAUGCGCUGCAGCUGCCCGUCGCUCAAGUGCACACGGAUAUCAUUCAUGACACGCAGUUUGACUACUAUGGAUUGCAGCUCGCCACUGCGAGCUCUGAUAGAACAAUCGGCAUUCACCUCGCCCGGGAGGGUGCCCCACUGAACCGUGUGGCGACUCUCACCGGUCACGAGGGCCCAGUGUGGAUGGUAAGCUGGGCGCACCCGCGCUUCGGCAACCUUCUUGCCUCUGCCUCGUACGAUCAGAAAGCAAUCAUCUGGAAGGAAGUCCACCAGGGAGCACCCAAGUGGAUGCCUGUGCAUGUUAUUGACAUACACCAGGGCAGCGUGAACGCGGUGCAGUGGGCACCGGAGGAGUACGGACCAGCUGUUGCCACCGCAAGCAGCGACGGCACCGUCGCCAUCACCACCUACCGUGACGGCUGCUGGCAGCCCAGCAUGAAGCUCAGCAACAAUAGCAACCAAAUCGCACACGCAAUGGGGGCAACAAGUGUAACGUUUGCGCCGUUCAAGUCAGAACUAUCGAAGCACGUAAUGGUCGCCUCUGGCGGCUGCGACGGUCACGUCCGUCUUUGGGUGUCUGGGUGUUCUCCAGAGCGGGGCUUGGAGUUUGAGCUGCAUCAGGUGAUCGAAGCACAUGCUGACUGGGUUCGCGACGUUGCAUUCUGUCCUACAUCUUCGGCGUCUCGCUUCGUGAUUCUUGCAUCGUGCGGGCAGGAUAAGACGGUUGUCAUGUACCGGAAGCCGUGGAAUCAGCUAUGCGCAGAAAUCAAUGAGGGUGUCUCGCAGGCUACGGAAUGGGAGCGGAGUGUCAUCGAGUUUGCGGAGCCUGUCUGGAGGCUUUCGUGGGCCCCCUCGGGUGAGAUGCUUGUGGUGACAAACGCGAAGUCCGAGGUGUUUGUGCUUCGAGAAGGUGCUGACUUUACCGAACCGUGGAUUAAGUUGCCUCUGAAGGACUUUCAGCAGUAG
Messenger RNA from Leishmania braziliensis MHOM/BR/75/M2904, 1002 nucleotides. RefSeq names its product putative protein transport protein Sec13. NCBI's taxonomy places the organism in Eukaryota, Euglenozoa, Kinetoplastea, Trypanosomatida, Trypanosomatidae. Gene Ontology annotation, cellular component: COPII vesicle coat; nuclear pore outer ring. The record is from RefSeq and is a predicted model, not a curated record. The transcript has a single exon. Gene Ontology annotation, biological process: COPII-coated vesicle budding; protein import into nucleus. Bases 1 to 1002 code for a protein of 333 amino acids. Gene Ontology annotation, molecular function: protein binding; structural molecule activity.